GGGGUCACUCAUUUUCCUAAAAAAAAAACUUUAAGCUUUAAAACCAAACAGUUCCAUUUCUUACAUUUAAAGCCUACUAGCAUUAUGUUUUCUAUUCUUCUCGAAGCCACUUUUCUACAUAACAUUUCCAACAACCAAACAGGACCAUGAAAAUUGGCAAGCUUUAUUUAAAAAAAAAAAAGAAGAAGAAAAAAGACCCACUUAUUUCUUGUUGAGUUUUUCAAACAUAAUUCUCAAAUAUUAAUAUUGUAUUUAGAUCAUAAAUUUACGAGGAAAAAAAAGGAAGAGAAAAAGAUGCAGUAUAUAAAUAAAAAUUAGUGAAGUAAGUUUUAUGUUUGUUCUCCCUUUGUUUGGUUGAUUUAGGUAAAAAUAAGAAUAGAUAAUUGUAAGAAAUUCUUUUUCUUUUUACUGAUCAUGAACAAAAAUAAAUAAAUAUGUAAAAAUGAUUUUUUAAUUUAAGAUCCAAAUAUAGCAUAAUACAUGAACAAUAAGUAAUAAAAACACAAAUGUACCGGAGACAUACAGAAAUACGGAAAAGUUCAGCGGCUUCACUGCAAAAUACACACAAUUCAAAAAUCCUGAAACUUGCAAUAAAACCCCCCAAAAACCAAAUCAACACACUCUCUCUCACUCUGCAUAGUCUCUAUCUCUAGAAAUGGACGAAGAAGAAUUACAGAAGCGAAACACCGACUGCGUCUACUUCUUGGCCUCUCCUCUCACCUGCAAGAAGGGGAUUGAAUGCGAGUAUCGACAUAGUGAGAUUGCGAGGCUUAACCCGAGAGAUUGCUGUUACUGGUUGGCAGGGAGCUGUUUUAAUCCCUCUUGUGCUUUUAGACAUCCUCCAUUAGAUACACAUACCGAGGUGUCAUCCAAAUCUGCUCCUCCACAAUCUCAGUGCUCUGCACCCACAAACAAGGUCAACGCACCCUGUUAUUUUUAUUUCAAUGGGUUUUGCAAUAAAGGCGAUAGAUGCUCUUUUCUACACGGACCCAAUGAAGAUGGUACACCUGCUUGGAAAUCUUCUGAAGUCACUGGUGCACUUCCCUUGGAAAAUAAGGCAUCUGCUAGAAGUGAUGCAGGAUCUGCACCAAUAGAAACAUUUCCAAUUCCAUCUGAAGCUGCUCCUAAGAGAGAAGCUGAAAUACAGAGUACGCUUAAAGAGGACGUUCAAUCAGCUCUUAAUAAUGUCAAAGAUCAAAGUGCUUCUCCUCAUCUAUCAACAUCCGAUUGUGAAGAAACUUCAGUUAGGUCAGACACAUUGCUUCUGGAGAAGGGUUUAAUUCAAAGCAGAUCUCUUGUCUGCACUGAUCAGAGCUCAGAGGAGCAAGUGGAUGGUCCUAUUGAGCGAGAAGACUGGUUAGAAUCAUCUCCAGGUUUUGAUGUUCUUGUAGGGGAUAUAUCGGAAGGUUUGGGCUAUGAAGAUGAUCAGGAAUACUUGCUUUCCGUUGAUAGGGAUGGCAGGGAGCUCAAUGGUAAUUUCUUGGGGUAUGAUUAUGAAGACCGUGUCGAGUAUGAUCCUACGUACCAUGAUGCAGGAAUUUUGAACGAUCAAGAGAGACGUGAUUCUCAUGAUCAAUUUGAUAAUUAUGAGCAAAGAUUUGAUUACAUCAGAAAAGUUCAUGGGUGCUCGAGGGAGAAGAAAAUGUUGGAUCCCCGAAAGAGGAAAUUAUUGACUGUGGAUUUAGUAAUUGAUGGUCGGAGAGGUGUGGAUCUCCGAGACCAUCUUAAGAAACACAGGGUCAUUGAUGGUCUUCCAGUCACUCGUUUCUCAAGAAGGAACACGAACACCUCUUCUUUUCUGGCUGAUCGAAGCCGAGAAAGGUCGCGACAACAUGGCCGGUUUAGGGACUCCUUUUCAAACAGGCCGAGGCAGCAUUAUAAGGAAAAAAGGCAGUCUAAACCGCAUUUUCUUUCAUCUGAAAUCUCUAGGAAGCCAGUUUCAAGGAAGAGAAGAUUAACCGAGGAAUCUACGAUGUUUACCGGGCCGAAGACCCUUGCUCAAAUCAAAGAAGAGAAGAGAAAAGCCCCAGAAAAUGGGUAUUCCCCUGGGGGGCUGAUAGGGCAUUCAAGCCAAACUACGUCAGAAGAGUUUCAGAGUCCUAAACCUCUGAGUGAAAUCCUCAAGGACAAAAAGAAACUGGGUCUUGUACUCGAUGCCAAUAAUGACAGCAGCUAAACUACUCAAGCUGAAUUACAAUCAUUGAAUCAACAAUGAGAACAACUUUGUGAAGAUAAUGACGGUAGAUGAUCUAAGAAGCCGCCUUCUAGCUUGUGAUCGACAUCCUUUCAGUUCUGGUAUGCUCGGAUCUUGUUACCUUACAUCUUACUACAUGAACAUGCUGUUUUUUUCUUCUUACUAGACAGAUUCUGAUCCUAUUAAAGAUCUUCAAUUUUUAAAUUUUGUUUGUUUGUUUGUUUGUUUGUUUGUUUCGUAGCCUUAGAAUAUCCUAAUUACUAAUGAGUAAACACAACCUGGAGCUUAGAAUUCUUGUACAGUGCUGGUCAUUAAUACUUUCAUUCUUGUUGGAGGAUUUGCAUUGGAAAGCUUGUGAGUAGCAGUUGUUACCUUUUCUCCAUAGGAGUGAUCUUUAAUAUUCACCAUUGCUUUUCUUUCA
This is a messenger RNA of Camellia sinensis, 2615 nucleotides long. Its product is annotated as zinc finger CCCH domain-containing protein 32. Gene Ontology annotation, molecular function: mRNA binding; metal ion binding. The record is from RefSeq and is a predicted model, not a curated record. Lineage: Eukaryota; Viridiplantae; Streptophyta; Magnoliopsida; Ericales; Theaceae.